Messenger RNA from Miniopterus natalensis, 1921 nucleotides. RefSeq names its product chromosome 19 C1orf74 homolog (gene C19H1orf74). The record is from RefSeq and is a predicted model, not a curated record. Lineage: Eukaryota; Metazoa; Chordata; Mammalia; Chiroptera; Miniopteridae.
GUGUGGCGGCGGAGCGCCGGGCUCGCCGCUUGCGUGGCGGCGCCACGGGACGGGAGAAAGACGAUCCUGAGCCCGCGAGCCCGCAGCGGAAGUGGAAGAAGGACGUACGUGUGUGGGAGAGAGGCCUCUGCCUGGUUUAAGAAGUCACAACUUGCUCAGCCAAGAGUGUGGGGACUGGAGUGAGCCCGCCGCCGAGGGUCCGCGGAUGCCGGCCAGAAGGGGGUGGCGCGGCCCGCAGACGUUAAAAUACCGCCCUCCUGCGAUUCUCACGUAUUUCACUCCUUUACUUUUAUGUCCCAGGGUGAGAUGGCUGUUAGCCCACAUCCUAGUGCAUGUUGGUUUAGUCAGGUUGCUAUGCGCAGAACCAUUCCGGUGGGAAGAGAAGCGGAACCUGGCAGCGGAAAGAGUGCCUCUGGGACCUGGAACUCGGUCUCCGAGGGCAGUUUGAGGUGAAAUGCUCUGAAUUUUGCCAGAGACUGUCUCGCCUCUUCUUUGCCCCAAACUUCUUACAGUUUGACUUGGAAGAAGUAAUUUACAAAAGAUACCAUUUAGAAAAGAAGCCAGAAAGAAUGUAAAUCUAGCCCUAAGUCCAGAAAGACACAUGAGGGAGACUGACGUAAACCGUAGGAAUCAGGCAGCAUUGCUGACCCCACCCUGCCUGGCCUGGGCCCUUCAAGUGUCUGGAGCUCAGAGAUGUGGCCCAGGGGAGGGAACUGUGGCUAGUUAAGGAGGCCAUGCCUGAUGUUGCUUCCAGAUCGCAUGUCAGCACCGAGUCCUCAGUUGCUGGUGGCAGCUGCUCAGCAGACCCUGGGCAUGGGAAAGAGACGUGGCCCGCCCCGAGCUGUCUGCCUUCACCUAGCCGGAGAGAUACUGGCUGUGGCCCGGGGACUGAAGCCAGCGCUGCUUUAUGAUUGCAACGGUGCAGGGGCAUCAGAGCUCCAGAGCUAUCUUGAGGAGCUGCAGGGCCUGGGCUUCCUGACCAAGGGACUUCACAUCCUUGAGAUUGGAGGAAACAGCCUGAUUGUCAGACCUGAGCAUGUAUGCCAGCACCUGGAGCAGGUGCUGCUUGGUACUAUAACCUUUGUGGAUGUUUCCAGCUCCCAACCUCACCCUUCUAUCCACUCCCUGGACCAGCUUCAGGACUUGAAGUCCCUCAUAGCUGAGAUCAUCACCCAUUUGCAGGGGUUGCAGAAGGACCUGUCCCUGGCAGUCUCCCGCAGCAGGCUCCAUUCCUCAGACUGGAAUCUCUGUACUGUGUUUGGGAUCCUCCUGGGCUAUCCUGUUCCCUACACCUUUCACCUGAACCAGGGAGAUGGCAACUGCUUAGCCCUGACCCCACUACGGGUAUUCACUGCCCGGAUCUCAUGGCUACUUGGUCAACCUCCAGUCUUGCUCUAUUCCUUUAGUGUUCCAGAGAGCUUGUUCCCAGCCCUGAGGGACAUUCUAAACACUUGGGAGAAGGACCUUAGGACUCGAUGUAGGACUCAGAAUGACUUUGCUGACCUCGGCAUCUCCUCUGAGAUAGUCACACUGCCAGCUGUGGCCCUCUGACUAACUCCCAUGUAGAAAGUAUUCAGUAAAUAUUCAGCUCUAAGACAGGGAUUACAAAUAGGCAUCAUCUCAAGGUCCACUUCCAAGCAUCUGGCCACACCUGUGAUGGGCACGGGACCAGGCAGUGGUUGUGGCAGCCUUGGUAGUACAUACUUGCUACGGAGUCCUCUUGACUUAGAUGAGAUAUCUAUUCCUUUUUCACUGGAUAGAAGAUAGAAGGAAAGAGAUUGUGAAGAACGGGGUUGAGGUGGGGGGGCAUGGAUGUGGAGGAGGGUAAUAGGGGAUAAAUGAUAAUAGAGCCCUAGCUGGUUUGGCUCAGUGGGUAGAGUGUCGGGUUCGAUUCUGGCCAAGGGUGUGCUGGAAGCAAACA